Messenger RNA from Alosa sapidissima (American shad), 3103 nucleotides. Its product is annotated as sodium channel subunit beta-4-like. Bases 664 to 1365 code for a protein of 233 amino acids. The record is from RefSeq and is a predicted model, not a curated record. NCBI's taxonomy places the organism in Eukaryota, Metazoa, Chordata, Actinopteri, Clupeiformes, Clupeidae. Gene Ontology annotation, biological process: regulation of sodium ion transmembrane transporter activity; cardiac muscle cell action potential involved in contraction; regulation of ventricular cardiac muscle cell membrane repolarization. Gene Ontology annotation, molecular function: transmembrane transporter binding; sodium channel regulator activity. The transcript is spliced from 6 exons. Gene Ontology annotation, cellular component: membrane; voltage-gated sodium channel complex.
GAUUCUGGCUUUUCUGUGAGAGAGAGAGAGUGAGAAAGAGAGAGAGAGACGCUACGGUAGCCUCUUGCCUGCUGCUACUGCUGGGAGGAGCCGGUUGGACUCAUCCCAUCCAUGAGCCCAGGAGCCAUCAGGUCUGCGGCUGACAUCCUCUGCCGUCCGCAGCGCUCCGUCCAGGAACACACGCACGCACGCACGCACGCACACACGCACGCACGCACGCACGCACGCACGCACGCACACAGAGAUAGAGACACAGGGAGAGGGAACGUCUCGGAGUGGAGCGGAGCGGAGCACUGGCUGGUCUUUCCCUGGAUACCGUCUGACUGCCCUCUCUCCUUCAGCCGGCUGACUGCCCUCUCUCCUUCAGCCUGCUGACUGCCCUCUGCCUGCCUCACCUGCGCAGUGAAAAAGGGCUGUUGUAAGGGGUCAGAAGCUAGCCAGACGGAAUCAGGCCAGACGGAACCUGGUCCACUACCAGAGCCAGACGGAACACGGAACACACACAGGCAUCACAAAGGCUCUGGCAGCGCCUCUCGCUUGGAACUUUCAGCGUCACAACUCUUAUUGCGAAAAAGGGAAUUGGGACCAAACGCUACCAGCGACAGAGCCUGGUGUGGAAAGUCCAGCCGAAGCGGUACAGGACGUGGACGCAGACACGCAGCCAUGGAGGCCAGGAGUACCGGUGUCCAGCCCCGGAGCACGCUGUUCUCAACCCGCCUGAAGACCAGUCUGCUAGUCACACUUAUCCUGGGUGUGUGGUAUGGCCAGGCUCUGGAGAUGAUCACAGGAAAGAUCCCUUACCUGGAGGCGGUGAACGGCAGCACCGUCCUGCUGCCCUGCAAGUACGCCAGCUGUGUUGGCAUCCAGGACCUCUUCUUCCAAUGGUCCUUCAACGACACCGACCCGGCCAACAGGCUGUGUGACGCUGUGAUUAAGGACGAGUUCACAGAGCCUCGACACCUAAACAUCUACAAGGACCGGGUGGAGUUUGUAGGCUCCACCAAGGACCAGAAUGUCUCCAUCUUGCUCUGGAACAUCACCUUUGAGGAUGGAGGGGUCUACACCUGCUAUGGCAAGAACCCCAAAGAGAAGGGCAGAUUCCACAAUGCCACCUUCACCCUGGUGGUGGUCGAUGAACUGAAGGUGGUGGAUAACAGUCUGGGUAUCCUGAUCGCCUCUUGUGUGGGAGGCUUCAUCGGCCUGCUUGUGUGCUACGCUCUGAUAAAGAACUUGACUCUCUUCAUUAUUGCAAAGUUAGAUGAGAAAAAUAAAGAGUGCCUUGUGACGUCUUCAGGGAUCGAUAACACAGAAAACGGCCUCUCAGGAUCCAAAUCGACGCCCAAAGCCACACCAAAGAAAGCCUGAGAGCCUGCAUGUAUGUAGAUUCCCAUAGAACAAAAACAAAAACAAAACAAAACAAAACAAAACAAAACAAAACAAAACAAAACAAAACAAAACAAAACAAAAUCAUCCAAAACACAGUACCCUCCCUCUUGACUCAUACCUCUGCAGAACGAUGCCAAAUGCAGGAGGGACAUGAGACGAGCACCCCCUUCAGGCUAAACACCUCUCCAGUCCUCCUGCUUCCAUUUACCACACUAGGCACGAAACAUGAAAGCCCACACUGAUCCACACUAAGCAAUAGGCUACAACCACACCUCCUGUAUUUCCACAUCGUUUGAUUUGUCUAACAGCCUUUCGUGUUGUGGUAUCGCUGCUUCUUUUUCCCCUGCAAUGUAUAUGCUUAGAGAACUUCUCUUAGUGCAACAUUUUGUUUCUUUUAUGGCACCUUAUCCUUUCGAGUGCACUAGUGCAAAGGGAAAGUGGAUGCCAUCUGUGGCUCCUGGUCUAGAACUGUGGUGCUUCUUUUGCAGAUGCAGCUAUAGGACAUAUCAACUCAUGCUUCUCUCUCAGGUGUAUGAAUCAAUUUGGAGGGAACUCUUCAUUUCUGCAUAUAUUUCUAUAUGCACUUGUGUGGUCGAAUGGUACACAGAACCAUGUGGGACUGUUUUUCUUAUGAUAAUGUAAAGAAAUAGUAAUAUAGCAUAUAUUUAUUUUAUGCAAACUAUGCUUGAGACAGGGAUAAAUGUAAGCUAUACAUUGUUUUUCUUCUGGGCUGGAUAAGGAGCACCCCCCCUCUCUAUCUCUCUUUCUCUCUCCUAGUUCUUAGUUAAAAACGGUCAGUGAACCUGUCCAAUCCUGCACAGGUUCACUUACGCACCUCUCUGACAGGUAAAAUAUUGUCCCUCCCUCUCUCUCUCUCUCUCUCUCUCUGUCUCUGUCCAUCUCUCUCUCUCUCUCUCUCUCUCUCUUCUUGCUCAUCUGUUUUCCUCACACCAUCCCUGAAAGUUGUUUUGCCCUUACCUCAGCUCUUAGCUGGAUCGCAUCUAUUCCCCAGGGAACAUCGCAAGUUUGUCUAUUGUGGCCCACACGUCCCACAGGCAUUAGUUAACUGCUCCCAGGACAGAUGUCGACCAGAGCUGUUACUCAGCUGUGCUUCGUUUGUGUCCUUUCGGCCACACUGUGCAGCCACACCCUCUAUCGGGAGUCAAGGAUAACUCCCUCUGUCUGUGCAGGAACGCCUGGCUAGAGGAAUCUGGUUAAUGAGAUUCUUAAAAUAGUCAACAUUAGCAGAAGGGCCUGCCUGCUGUGUGGUGGAUGCAAUAAACUGUUGGUAUUCUCUCUUCCCGUACAGUCUAUUUUGAGCAGUACAGAGAGGUAAUGCAAUCCUGUAGCCUUGAUGCAGUUGUAAUGCUAUUGCCAAGGUUACCACAGUGAUGUACCAUUGAGAGUGCGUGGGCCCCUCAACUCAGUUUUUCAUUCUUUCCAUACUCUACUACAUGCACAACCUGAACUACCCGUUCAGCACUUUUCCUUAGUCACCUAUUCUAGGAAGGGGGGCUGAGGUGAAAAAUUAUGGGGAAUGAAGGGCACUGCUUCUGGUUCAGCCCAGGGACAUUCUUUAUUUUUAUGUUUUGCUUGCGAUGACAAAAAAAAAACAAAACACAGGUGCCUGUAAGCGCUUCUAUCGCCACCUGCUGGUGGAAAGGACUAAGUAAUGCAAACAAAUACAAAUACAUGCAAAACAUAAACGCUGCAAAAA